AUGGAGCAGGUGUCAGUUUACCCUGUUCGUGUUGCUCUCCAGCAGUACAUGGCAUCUCCCAAUGCAGCGGCCGUCAGGGAAGCUCUGAGUUCUGCUGUUCACACAUAUGAAGCAGGCUUUUCUCGCUGGAUACCAGGGUCGACCAAACACUCUCGGAAGAAGGAAGAGUUAAUCCACACGAUUGUUCAAGUGGUUUUCCAGCACCGCCUGCCACCACCUUCAGUCUAA
This is a messenger RNA of Suillus bovinus, 228 nucleotides long. RefSeq lists its product as uncharacterized. The coding region runs from base 1 to 228 and encodes 75 amino acids. The record is from RefSeq and is a predicted model, not a curated record. Lineage: Eukaryota; Fungi; Basidiomycota; Agaricomycetes; Boletales; Suillaceae. The transcript has 2 exons.